UCUAGUUGCCCCGGCCUUGCCCACCCUCCCUUGGGCCCCGCUCUGAUUGCCUGGGCCUUUUCAACCUUCCUCCCGCCUUGGGGAAGCUGUCACUGGCUCCGCGGGCCCUGUUGCUGAAGUGGGUGGUGGUGCUGCGUGGGUUGCGGCUGGGCCUGGCUCCUGAUAGUCGGUGUGCCCAGUGGCGGUGCGGUCUCUCUGUCCCCCCCGCGGCCUGCCGCUGGGGAUUUCGCCCCCUUGUCUCAGAGCUGAGCCCUGGCUCUGCCAUGCCUGGUCCGGCUACCGGGAGCAGGGCCCGCGUGUAUGCCGAAGUAAACAGCCUGAAACCCCGCGAGUAUUGGGACUACGAGUCGCACGUUCCUGAGUGGGGUAACCAGGAUGAUUACCAGUUGGUGCGAAAACUUGGCCGUGGGAAAUACAGUGAAGUAUUCGAGGCUAUUAACAUAACAAACAAUGAAAAAACAGUAGUCAAAAUUCUGAAACCUGUGAAAAAGAAGAAAAUAAAGCGGGAAAUCAAAAUAUUAGAGAAUCUCCGUGGGGGCCCCAACAUCAUCAAGCUGUUAGAUGUGGUAAAGGACCCUGUGUCAAGGACUCCAGCGCUUGUUUUUGAGCACAUUGACAACACUGACUUCAAGCAACUGUAUCAGAUCUUGACAGAUUAUGACAUCCGGUUCUACAUGUAUGAAAUCUUGAAGGCCUUGGAUUACUGCCAUAGUAUGGGCAUCAUGCACAGGGACGUGAAACCACAUAAUGUGAUGAUCGACCAUGCCCAGAGAAAGCUUCGGUUGAUUGACUGGGGACUGGCUGAGUUUUACCAUCCUGAGCAGGAAUACAAUGUUAGAGUGGCAUCCAGGUACUUCAAAGGUCCUGAGCUGCUGGUUGACUAUCAGAUGUAUGAUUACAGUUUGGACAUGUGGAGUUUGGGCUGUAUGUUGGCCAGCAUGAUAUUCCGUAAGGAGCCUUUCUUCCAUGGACAUGAUAACUAUGAUCAGCUUGUUCGAAUUGCCAAGGUUUUAGGAACUGAUGAAUUGUUUGACUACCUCAAGAAAUAUCACAUUGAACUGGAUCCUCGAUUUAAUGAUACUCUGGGCCAACAUUCUCGGAAGCGCUGGGAGCAGUUCAUUCACAGUGAGAAUCGGCACUUGGUCAGCCCGGAGGCCUUGGAUUUGUUGGACAAACUACUUCGCUAUGAUCAUCAGCAGAGACUUACAGCUAAGGAAGCAAUGGAACAUCCAUACUUCUAUCCAAUAAUGAAGGAGCAUUCGGAUGGUGCUCGGAGUAACAACUCGCAUGUACCAGGUGUUUCUGCAGCUGUGCGGUGAAUCCUGCUGCUGUCUGCACAGUUAAGACUGCAAGACAAUGAGUUACAGGUUUUACAGGGGAGACAUUGGGCAAAAGAAGAGCUAUCACAGUCUGGAAAUGUGAACUUGUGACUGCAGCUACACAGGUGACCAUGGCUUACCCUAAAUCCAGUGGCAACACAAUCUACUACAUCCAUUUAUUUUAGAUUUCCAUUUAUGUUUCAGAGAAUUACAACUUACUAGAUUUUUGGGUUCUGAAAUUACAAUGUUUUUGUAUAUUUAUAUAUUAUUUUUUUGUACUGUAAUAAAAUACCUAGAAUGUGUUCCAUUACCA
This is a messenger RNA of Carcharodon carcharias (great white shark), 1632 nucleotides long. It is a transcript of the gene csnk2a2b, whose product is annotated as casein kinase 2, alpha prime polypeptide b. Gene Ontology annotation, biological process: regulation of chromosome separation; protein phosphorylation. Bases 264 to 1319 code for a protein of 351 amino acids. Gene Ontology annotation, cellular component: nucleus; protein kinase CK2 complex; cytosol. The record is from RefSeq and is a predicted model, not a curated record. Gene Ontology annotation, molecular function: ATP binding; protein serine/threonine kinase activity. NCBI's taxonomy places the organism in Eukaryota, Metazoa, Chordata, Chondrichthyes, Lamniformes, Lamnidae. The transcript has 11 exons.